Nicotiana tabacum (common tobacco) is the source of this 924-nucleotide messenger RNA. Lineage: Eukaryota; Viridiplantae; Streptophyta; Magnoliopsida; Solanales; Solanaceae. The record is from RefSeq and is a predicted model, not a curated record.
AUGGUAGAGAUCAGGGGGAUGCUCCAGCAACUCAUUGGGACAAACGGUAAGAUGCAAGAAAAGUUGGCAGUACAUGAUUCAGCUAUAAAGAACAUUGAAACUCAGUUGGGGCAGUUAUCUAUGGCUUUGAACAAUCUCCCCCAAGGAACAUUGCCAGCGGAUACAAAUAUUAACCCCAAGGAGCAAAACCCGAAUCAGCUAAUGGCAGUCAGUCUUCGGAAUGGGAGAGAUUUAGACAAGGAGCAGGAGGUUGCACAAGCCAGCAAGGAGACUACACCAGCCACUCCAACUCCACUAGAGGUAGAUGAACCAACAAAUCUGAAUGAAGUGGUAGUUGAACAGGGCCAAGAUGAAAAGGGUAAGGCUAAGGUAAACGAACAAGCUGCAGAACAGGUGGUGCCUCUUGUGCCACAGAACCCCAACAGAGAGAAGCCAGCAAGCAGUGCACAAAGGUUGAAUAUUCCUUUAAUGGAUGCCUUGAGGGAGAUGCCAGGUUAUGCAAAGAUGAUGAAAGACCAAAUGUCAGGGAAGUUUUAUUUUUCAGGAUCUAUCCACAGUGACUCUGACGCAAACCUGCAGCGCAGUAGUGACCAGACCAAUGGCUCAAAAGAUGUCCGACCCAGAGCUAGACCGACUUCGAUGAUGCUGCAGCUGGCCGACCGCACGGUAAAAAAACCUACUGGGAUUCUUGAUGAUGUAUUGGUGCAAGUGGGGAAGUUCGUGUUCCCUGCAGACUUUGUUAUUCUAUAUUGUCAGGUAGAUGAGGAGAUACCUAUCAUUUUAGGUAGGCCAUUUUUGGCCACUGGGAGAGCCCUGAUUGAUUGUGAGACUGGGGAAUUAAAAAUUAGACUGAACGAUGAAGAAGUCAUAUUCAAUGUUCAGCAUUCCAUGAGAGACCCAGUGAAUAUAGGGAUUUCUCUUUAG